This is a messenger RNA of Durotheca rogersii, 1755 nucleotides long. RefSeq names its product mitochondrial K+-H+ exchange-related-domain-containing protein. The record is from RefSeq and is a predicted model, not a curated record. Lineage: Eukaryota; Fungi; Ascomycota; Sordariomycetes; Xylariales; Xylariaceae. The coding region runs from base 715 to 1548 and encodes 277 amino acids. Gene Ontology annotation, biological process: potassium ion transport; proton transmembrane transport. The transcript is spliced from 2 exons. Gene Ontology annotation, cellular component: mitochondrial inner membrane.
CGAUAGCGAGGGGGCACCAAACAUUAAAGCCUCUACUAAAGAAUGAAAUGACGAUGUCUUCAUCAGCAUUCUUUACUGGGACCGAACCGAUUUAAUUAAAUCUAGUCGUGACAGACCCCAAGUCGAGCUCUCUCCACUGAGCUCCAUUACGGAAAACAUGGGGAUCGUUAUGCUGAUAUCACCUAGGUACCUAGGUACUUAAGGCAGGUAUAGGAUGCAGGUAGGCACCUACCUCUACCUCAUCAGUAAGCUAGGAGGGGUAGGACUUCGUGGAUUACUUAACCCAGCCCCUCGCCCUUCAGCCACAUCUGCUACGUACGUAAGACGGGCUGCCUCUUUGCUCACUAACAUGUUUUACGUUACUAAGCUCUGGCGGCGGUCCAUCCCCGGUACCAUGUGCGUCACCAGAGUCUCUCAAUUUGCUCCCUCACAAUUCCGUAUACAGAAGAAGCCUACCGCGAGCCCACCGCGAGCCUACCGCGAGCCUACCUAAUUCGACUAGGGUCGCAAAGCUCUAGGUGCCUAACCUUUCCAACAUCAUUCAAUUGCACUGCCGGCCGGCUCGGAAACCCUCGCGGAUGCGACACCAUGACUCCCCCGGUAGCAUCCCAGAGAUGAAGAGGUAGCAGGAGCUCCAACACCGACUUCUCAUCCCGUCGCCUCCUUGAUUCUCGCCAGAGUGGUUCCUCUGGCUACCGAGAUUCUAACGACACCAUGAGGGUCUUCCUACUCCCCAUCUCGACUCAGCGAACGCUUCUCUAUUGCCAAAAGCUUCAAGCCUUGCCGAUGCACAAGCAGACUUUAGUCGAUAGAAUUACGCAUCGCGCCGCAAAGCUUUGGACCGACUGGGAGAGGAGAGAGCGCGGCUGGCAAAAACAAGUCGCCACCUACGGCAACCACUUGCUGAGGAGGAUCCCCUACGAGGAAUGGGGUCUGAAAUCGGUGCCUCCCUUGUCUACCAAAAGAAGAGCGGAAGAAAUACUGGGCAAGGAUGAGAACCAUCUCAUCUUCCCCCAGACUCUCAUUCCUACGACCAAGGCCACCCAUGUCCUUCGCACCCUCGGCACAGAGCGGGAAGCGCUACACAGAACCAGAUUGACAUGGUGCUUAAUUGGCAUGCCCAUCAGUGCGCCAUUUGCCCUCGUCCCAGUGAUACCCAAUCUUCCCUUCUUCUACUUGGCGUACCGGGCUUGGUCGCAUUGGCGCGCCCUCGCAGGAGGCAAACAUAUUCGUUUCCUCUGCGAUAACAACAUCCUCUCCCUGUCGCCCUCCUCCGUGCUAGACUCGAUCUAUUCACCACGCCUCCCAAGUCCUCUCGCUUCCAAAGCGCCAAAAGUAGAGAAGGUGGCCUCACCCCCCAGCGACGACCCGAACGAAUCCGAGGAGAAGUUGCUGCUGUCGCAAGAGAAGGGGCACGAACUCGUCAAGGCGCUGGAGAUACCGGAACUCGAGAUCGAACUAGAACGUGCCAUUUGGCAGGUCGAGACUGCGAUGCGCAAGGAUAUGGAGCCAAAGUCUAAAUCACCGGAGACAGCUCGGGCAAAGUAGUACCUCGUCGGUACUGCGAAGGGGCCCAAGAAUUAGUCGUGGUCUUUCAUUGUCAUCACGAUGGUGCAGGAAUAUAGAAAAGGGUAGGCGGCUCAUAGAAGGGCAAAAAGAUGAACAAAUGUAACUUUAGGAUCGCACUCAUCGUUCGUGAUAUCGAGUGCGAGCAAAGGCGGGAGGAUGCUCUCAAUUUGAUCUUGUGAAACCCAC